Molecule: messenger RNA, 1231 nt
Organism: Quercus robur (English oak)
Lineage: Eukaryota; Viridiplantae; Streptophyta; Magnoliopsida; Fagales; Fagaceae
Exons: 3
Coding region: 171-1100 (309 amino acids)
Source: RefSeq, a predicted model, not a curated record
CACAAGUCAGCCUUGAGGAGUUUAGCUUCCUUGAAAAGGUUUGCAAGAAGACUACGCCGGAGGAAAGGACUUGGGCGAAGUUGGUGAACCCGAGGACCAUACAUUGGUACUGCGACGGUCCUGAGCCCACCCAAGAAGCGAUAAGAUACGACGAGCGAGUUCACAAACAGAUGGAUGACGCAAAGAGGAGAGCUUUGAUCAAGUCCCAAGCCGUCAAGAAGAGGGAAUCCGGCGAGGAGGUUCCUAAGGCAUCAGCUUCAGUCCCUAAAAGGAAACUGACGACAAAAUCCGACCGUCCCUUUAAGCAACCAAAGGUCUCUCUUGAACCUGUGGUUGGCUUAAUGGCUGAGGGUAACAAGGCCGUCACCCCAGCGAAGCAGGGGAAGGGCAAAGGAUUGAUGGCGGUCCCAGACGGUAAGCAAGAGAGACCUCCUUCCCUUCUUCGUGAUGACUCCAAGUAUGCAUUGGAGAAACUGUCGUCCAUCAUCACGGCAGAAGACUACGAAGACCUGGGAAACCAUUCGACGGAGGCCAUGGGGGAGACGGGCCUCUUCGCCGUCGCUCAGUCCUUGGUCAUGAUGAAGGGACUACUUGACCGGUGUCUCAACCGUGAGAGUAGCUUGGACCGGGUGCGCGCGAAGGCGCAGCAGACGGAGGAAGAGCUCGGACAACUUCAGAGAUGGAGGUCCAAGAUGGAGAAGAAGCUGGGGCUUUCUGAGCAGGCGAGGAAGGAGCUUGAGGAGAAGACGGCUACUUCGCUGACGGUCAUAGAGAACAAAGAAGCUGAGAUAAAACAACUCAAAGAAGAGAUCCGUCAGGCUAGAGUGGCAGCCGUCGAGGAGUACCGAUGCUCGGAGUCCUGUUUGGGCGAGCUGUCGGACUCCUUCCUCCAAGGAUUCGAUGAUUCCCUCCGUCAAGUCAAGAAGGCUUAUCCAGAGCUGGACUUGACAAUGGUCAAACUUGAGGACCAAGCCCAGACUUCUGCCCUCCCCGUCGCCUCCGAAAAUACGGAGGACCUUUUUGGAGACGGUGCUGCUCAGGGAGACGGAGAGUCCGCCCCGUCGAAGGAUGUCCCAGAUGCUGAAGAAAAGAAAGAUUGAUGCAUAUGUACUUUAUUUUGUGAACAAUCCGUCUUUCUUUUUUAUUCAUUUUUUGAGACAAUCCGUCCUUUUUUUGUAUUGAACAUUUGCCUUUGGGGCUUUUGGCUUAAAAGUUCACAUGCUUUUUAUAA